Messenger RNA from Cooperia oncophora, 999 nucleotides. Lineage: Eukaryota; Metazoa; Nematoda; Chromadorea; Rhabditida; Trichostrongylidae. The record is from the annotation of a GenBank genome assembly.
GGAGCAGAAAAUGAUCGAAAGCCGGCCGCAGCGAUAGAUGCUGCUCCCGAACCAGUGAGGAAAAAGGAUUCACAGGAGCCGAAGCAGGAACAGUCUUUGUUGGAGGUUCAACAGAGGAAAAGGAAUAUGCCAUUUAAUUCGUCUGUGUUCAGCAUAAGAAAAAAUCGGUCUCUACCCGAUUUGCACUCUAUUGCCGACCAAAAAAGUGGUUAUCAUUCAGAUGUUGAAGGAAAACCUGUAAAGGAGACUCCAAGAAAAUUAUCAACACGCUCCCUACGACAUUCGAAAUCGCAAGCGUUUGACAAGUCAUUGAAGCGUGAAAGGGAGGUGGAAAGUAUAGCUGUACCCACGAAAGCUCCAACCCAGCGACGAAAGAAAAGCCGUGUUGCUUUUCAGCCAAUCAGUAUCAAAAUAGAGAACGAAUCCUCAGAUUCUGAAUGUUCAUCAGUUUCGUCAAGCCCUGCACAUUCACUGCUCGAUUCACGGGAUGUAGACCGGAUAGCCGACGGUGCCUUGUCAGAUUCUGAAGUCGAUCGACAUCGAAAUACUCCAGAGCCUCAUGCGAGCGAAGUGACGGACUGGAAAUGGGGUCAGCUUCCUGAAACCAGGGAGAAUAAACUUAAACAAGAACAGAGCAAGGCUGAAAAUACAUUGAAGCCUAAGGGUGAGUCGUCGGGCUGGACGUGGUUCCCAUGGGGCCAUCGUUCGUCUCCUGCACCUGCACCUCCAGCAGAGGAAGGAAUUUCAUUAGACGAAUUGUUCAGUCCGGAUGCUGCAUCAGAUCCUUCAAAGAUAGCUAAAUAUCUGGGGAAGGCCAGUAGGCAGUUAGGGCAUCGACAGGAGGGUCGCGGAUGCACGCAUCCCGUGGAACCUCCCAACCAUCGAGCCCUACUGCCCGAUCGGAUGAUUCUAACUUCGCAGAUAAGACUCCGACGCAGGGAAGGCGAUCGAGUCGAGAGAGUCACACGAGAGAGUGCGGUGCGAGAGCUCGACGCCUAG